GCAUCAAAAUACUAAAUAGAAAAUCGUGAUUAUAAUAUAAUCACUUGUGUAGAUUUUCAUCCUUCUUAAUAACCCUUACCUCCUUUAAGAAAAUUAGGCCAAUCUUAAGAUCAUCCAUACCCUAGAAAAGCAAAAUUUGAAGUUGCAUAAGAAUCAGCAUAAAUGCAACAGACACACCAUACAAGAGAUCAUAAUUCUCAUUAAGAAAUUAGAACAAUUAGACCUGGAUCAAUGAUGAAUGUUUCAUCAGUUAAAUUUGAUUUUAUUUCUUUCACUUAGGCUAAAUCAUAACCUUUUAAUGAUCUCAAAUAAGAAAUGAAAAUUUUACAUAAAAAAAAAGUACUAAACCUAUAUCUUAUUCUAGGGAGGAAUGGGUGAAAUUGCUGAUUUAGGUGGAUUAUGCUAUCCUAAUUUUAAUAAAGAAUAUUAAGAUAAAAUUAAAGAAAAUUAAACUGUUUUUAGAAAAUAAAAAGGUGAAUACCCUGCUGUAACUGAACCUAAAUACACUUAUGGCCCUUUUAUGAAACCCUUUAAAAAAUAUAAAUUCUGA
This is a messenger RNA of Paramecium sonneborni, 550 nucleotides long. The record is from the annotation of a GenBank genome assembly. Lineage: Eukaryota; Ciliophora; Oligohymenophorea; Peniculida; Parameciidae.